Molecule: messenger RNA, 4671 nt
Organism: Callithrix jacchus (white-tufted-ear marmoset)
Lineage: Eukaryota; Metazoa; Chordata; Mammalia; Primates; Cebidae
Source: RefSeq, a predicted model, not a curated record
AUUUUUAAUUUUCAUUGUCUAAUUUAUCAAUUUUUUGCUUUUACCUAUCAUGCUUUUGGUAUUAUAGGAAAAAAAAUUUUCUAGUCUAAGGUCACAGAAAGUUUCCCUGUUUUCAUCUAGAAGUUUUUUAGUUUUAGCUCUUAUAUAUGUCUGUGAUCCAUUUUGAGUUAAUUUUUGGAUGUGGUAUGAGGGAGAAGGUGUCUGUUUCUUUUUUUUUUUGUAAACACAAGUAUAUCUAGUUGUACUAGCAUCAUUUGUUGAAAAGACCAUCCUUUCUCCACUGAAUUCCCUUUGCAAAAUCAACUGAUCAUCAAUGUAGUGGUUUAUUUCUGGACUUUCAAUUCUGUUCCAUUGAUUUAUGUCUGUUGCUAUUGUGGUUACUUGCAACUCUAUGGUAGGUUUUGAAAUUGGGUAGGGUACGGUCUCCAUCUUUGCUCCUCUUUUUCAAAAUAGAGUUGGGUUUUGGCUCUUUCGGUUCUUUGCAUUUCCAUGUAUAUUUUUGGAUCAGCCUGUUGAUUUCUGCAGAAUGGUUACCUGUUUUUGAAUCCUGGUAUUUUUUCAUUCGGGGUCCUUGUGACCUCUCACAGAGGGCCUGAAAUCAGCUUACUGCUGUUUGAGAGGUUGUAAGAAGCGAAGGCCUGGCGUACAUCAAUGCUUGAUGCAUUGGCAUUCUUCCAGGUUUGGCAUGUUGGGUUUAAUAGCCAAAGGGAAUGCAGGUCAAGGCCAGCUCCAGCAUGGUGAAGAUGACCCUUGAGUGCUUCCCUUGGUGUUAUACUUGGUGUCACCCUGCCUCCUUGUCUCACUGGUAGUUGGCACUCCAAAAAUAUUUGAAUAGGAGAGGGAGACUGUCUACAAUAAAGAACAAGUUGAGACUGAUGCAUUUAUCAUCUCUCCUCUUUUGAACCUCCCAUGUUUUAAAGCCAUAUUUAUACCAGUGAGUUUCUAAGCAGCCUGGCCAAGUUUGGUUCCCUUGGCCCUGAGCUGUGGCCAACUUCAUAGAUGAUUGCUUUUAUCAGAUAUUUUUCACCUGUUCUUGCCUAAGCCUAUAGCACAUUAUGAUUGAAACCAGACAUGCUUUUAUCUUUUCAGAAGCUUGUGAGAAGAAAUUGGUGCUUCCCUUCCUCAGUUUUACUUUGAGGAACGCUUUAUCUCUUUCUUGCAAAAGUUGGCUGUUCUUCUUUUACAUUUUAGACAUGUUUUUGAACAGGCUGCCUUCCAAAACUGUACAGUUCUCAUUGCCUUCUACUUCACCAGGCCUUUUUGUGCUGGAUUCACUUAAACCCAGCUAAUACUUACUGAACGUUGAACUAUAAUAUAUGCAGGGAAUCAUUUUCAGUUCUCAUAGAUACACAGAAAUGGAUAAGAAAUGGUUCUUGCCCUCGUGGAGCUUAGAGUCUGAUACAAUCUGAUAAAAGAUACAGUAUAGAGUAUAAAUACAUCGGUAGGUAUAGAAGAUAGCAUGUAAGAGACAUGGAAGAUCUCUGGGUUGGGUGGAGUACUGCUUUUCCAAGAAACCUGUUGCAAAUCAGGACGGUUCUUGCUUUUCCUUUUCUUUUUUUGACAGUUUUGUUCUUGUUGUCUAGACUGGAGCAUAAUGGCGCAAUCUCCAUUCACUGCAACCUCCACCUCCCUGGUUCUAGAGAUUCUCCUGCGUCAGCCUCCCAAGUAGCUGGGAUUAUGGGCAUGGGUCACCAUGCCCAGCUAAUUUUGUAUUUGUAGUAGAGACAGGGUUUCACCCUGUUGGCCAGGCUGGUCUUGAACACCUGACCUCAGGUGAUCCACCAGCUUUGGCCUCCCAAAGGGCUAGGAUUACAGGCAUGAGCCACUGUGCCCAUCCACUUUGUACUUUUAAAAUGUGGUCUUGACUUUCAGAAUUUAAGCUUUGGAAUCUCUUACAGUGGUUUAGAUGUCGCCUUUCCUAGGUGUAGGACAUAUGGUGCUCUUGACUUUCUUAAAAAUGUAUUUUAUUUUUUGAGACAGAGUCUUGCUCUGUUGCCCAGGCUGGAGUGCAGUGGCGUAAUCACAGCUCACUGCAGUCUCUGCCUCCUGGGCUCAAGUGAUCCUCCCACCUUAGCCUCUCAAGUAGCUGAGACUACAGGCAUGUGCCACCAUGCCCAACUAAUUUUUAUAUUUUUAGUAGACCUGCCAUGUCGGUCAGGCUGGUCUCAAACUCCUGACUUCAAGUGAUCUGCCUGCCUUGGCCUCUCAGAGUGCUGGAAUUACAGGCAUGAGCCACUGCACCCGGCCAAUUUUUUUUUUUAAUGGAGUUGGGGUCUCCCUGUAUUGCCCCAGCUGGUCUCGAACUCCUGGCCUCAAGUUAUCCUCUUGCCUCCUAAAGUGCUGGGAUUACAGGCGUGAACCACAAUACUCAGCCCAAGCUCUUGACUUUUAGACUUCCUUGUCCUGUUGACUUUUUUGCCACUAAUUUCACAAGGCAAUAUGGCCAUAUUUUUAAUCAAGUUAUUUGAUGGGCAUACCCCUUUCCCUUGGGAAAGGGACUGCAUUUAUGAACCAUGAGUGACAUACUUUUUUGAGACGGGAGUUUCGCUCUUGUUACCCAGGCUGGAGUGCAAUGGCGCGAUCUCGGCUCACCGCAACCUCCGCCUCCAGGGUUCAGGCAAUUCUCCUGCCUCAGCCUCCUGAGUAGCUGGGAUUACAGGCACGCACCACCGUGUCCAGCUAAUUUUUUGUAUUUUUAGUAGAGAUGGGGUUUCACUAUGUUGACCAGGAUGAUCUCGAUCUCUUGACCUCGUGAUCCACCCACCUCGGCCUCCCAAAGUGCCGGGAUUACAGGCAUGAGCCACCGCGCCCGGCCUGAGUGACAUACUUAAAAGUGAAGUAACAUUAUAUUUUAAGUGGCUUAUCUGUUAUUUAAUAUAAUUCCCUAAAGAAAGCUUUGUAUGGUGCUCUGUCACCCAUGGCAUUAUUAAAAGUGGAAUUCUUUUCUCUAAUGUUACAAAAUACUUUCACCAGAAGAAGGAGGUGGUAGAGUAUUUGAAAUAAUGAUUAUGUUAGCUGCUGCCCCUGUCCUUUUCUGUAAUGUGGGAAACAAACUUAUGAUCUCCUGGCAGGUGUCCUGGUUAGAUCAUGGGUGGUGCCUGUCCAGCUGCCUCAAGGAUCCGGCCUAGGGACAUGUUCUUUGAGCACUUGAUGUGAGAGUUUUAUUUGUUUGUUUGUUUUUAAUUUAACCCACACCCAUGCAAACCAUGUUCCCUGUGCCAGUACCAGAAUAACCCUGGCCAGGGCUCAAGAAAAACCUAGUAACUGACCUAAAAUUAAAUGCAUGAACUCUGCCUGCCCUUUUGCAUUUGCAUUAUGGUUUUUUAUUAGGUACUCUUGACCGUUUUUUUUUCUUUUAGGAAAAGGCUGGGAAGGAGAAACUUGAGUCAUUAUCUUAAACAUAGAGAGGGGAUGGAUGAACCGUGAAGGUUUCAAGUGCCCCAUUUGCUCCAAGUCUGUGGCUUCUGACGAGAUGGAAAUGCACUUUAUAAUGUGUUUGAGCAAACCUCGCCUCUCCUACAAUGAUGAUGUGCUGACUAAAGACGCGGGUGAGUGUGUGAUCUGCCUGGAGGAGCUGCUGCAGGGGGACACGAUAGCCAGGCUGCCCUGCCUGUGCAUCUAUCACAAAAGCAGGAAGGAAGACACCUUCUUACCCAAGACAGGAGGACACUGUGCUGCCUGUGGCCAGAACCUGCCGUCUGAGUCCUCAACCCCAGAGCUUCUUCCUGACACACAGGUCUUUCAAAGCCUGCCUCUCAGGGCCACUGCUGCACAGGGUGACAACCGGGCACGGCACGCGGCGUGCCUGGUGCAGAGGAGGCUCAAGCCUGGCCUGGAAGAGAUUCUUGGUCUAGUUCUUAGCGCAGAGCCUUGCAGUGUCCCUGGAAACAUUAACCAGAACCAGAAAAGGAAAUCUUUGGCCCUAGGGGAGAAUUAUGCAAAUUAUCUGUCUGGUUCCUGUCUUUGAAAAUGCCCAGAUGUUGGUUUACAAAUCAGGAAGCUGUCUUGGGGCAAACUCUGUUCUCUCUUUGAUGCAGAGAGCCUUUUUCUGUAAACACUGGAGACCAGGGCUUCACUGUCUGGCUCCCCUCCCUCCUCUUGCAGGAAGGAUUAGAUGCUGCUGCUGAUCAGCUGAUCAUGGCUGAGGGGUAGAGCUUGGGGUUCUCCUAAGAGGUCACCCACUGGGAGGGAGCCUCACAGCUGUUCUUUUGACCCAGGAAGGGGCUCUUUCAGGACCCUAGCGCCCACAGCCAUGGCCUUCCUGCCAUGCCACUGUUUCCACUUCCCUGCCCCUGGAGUUUUGGAGACAGCUGACUAGCUGACCUGCGGGGUCCACCGCUCUCACCUUCUCAAUGGUGGCUGCUGCCAUUCUCCUGGGCUUUGUGCACAGAAAGCUUUGGUCCUUCUCAGGGUUGCUCUGCCCCUUCCUACUGCACCAGAUCCCCCUGAGCAUGUACCCACCAAUGCUGUCUCCGGCUGGGCCAAGACCAGUCUUGGUGUUCUCUCUUCUUCCUGCUUCAGAAAGUAGGGAUGACUGGAGACAUGACUGUGUUUCCCUGGGGUCCUUUCAGAAGAGGCUUCAGAAGCUCCUGCUCAGGAAUCUGGCCCUUUGAAAGAUCCCCUUCAAAACAGCCUGGGCAGCAGGUAAUGCAGUUUCUCUUGCGGCCUCUC